This is a messenger RNA of Fraxinus pennsylvanica, 585 nucleotides long. NCBI's taxonomy places the organism in Eukaryota, Viridiplantae, Streptophyta, Magnoliopsida, Lamiales, Oleaceae. The record is from the annotation of a GenBank genome assembly.
AUGACGUUUCAUCAAAUCCUCACUCCGAUUUGCUCCCCAGAUGCAUCUUUUUCAUCUAUUUUAUCACUCUUCCCACUAGUAAAUGCUUCCCGUAAUCUAGAACACGGUUCACAUACCCAACUGAAUGCUGAUGACUCAACCCCAUAUAUUUGGCCAUUGCCUUCUGAGUUCAGUUUCGGGAAUCAAACGCUGGCGGUUGACCCUAAUUUGUCACUUGUUGUUAGUGGCAAUGGUGGGGGUUCUGCUAUUGUUAAUGAAGCUUUUGAGAGAUAUAAAUUGAUUAUAUUUAAGCACCAUUCUGAGUUAUCGAACUUUGGACGGAGCUAUGAUAUUGAAAAGCUUAAUCUUAUUGUUCAUUCCGCUAAUGAAGAGCUUCAACUUGGAGUGGACGAGAGCUAUUCAUUGUUGGUGGCCAAAAGAGACGAGCAUUCCAUUAUAGGGGAAAUUACAAUUGAGGCAAGUUCUGUGUAUGGUUCACUGCGUGGCCUAGAGACAUUGAGCCAACUAUGUGCUUUUGAUUAUGGAACCAAAACUGUUCCAAGUGUACAAAGCACCGUGGUACAUCCAGGACAAGCCAAGAUUUGA